GAUCUUAAUCCUGGGACACCGAGAGUGUGACGCCAUUUGUAGCUGCACCCGCAUGACCAUGGACCGCGAACGGCAGGAUUCCUUUGGGCAGGAUAUGAUCAUGCAGGACCUCCAAGCCGUGAUUCACCGCGCGAGGGCUGAAAUGGGACCUAGUGCAGACAUCAACACCGUGGCCGACCAUGCGAUCAAGGUGAACAUUUUUCAGACCAUGGAGCAUCUGCUGAGACACAGCCAACGCCUGCGUGAAUUGGUCCGAAACAGCGAGCUGGAGCUGCAAGGUGGCAUCUUCGACAAGGCCAGCGGCUGCGUGGAGUUCUUGGGCCACGCGCUGAGGCUCGACGAAGUGCUGCGCCUGGACGACGACGGCGCGGCGUCGCAACGCAGCGCGGCGGCGGCGGUGAGCCUCACCUCGGCCGAGGCCGCCCUAAAACUACUCCAAGAGGGCAACAGUCGCUGGAUCAGUGGCACAGCCGUGGCCAGCAGGAAUGCGGGCAAUACCAUCACACAUGCCAAAGGCAGCAUGGUCACCAGUCUGGAGUUUUGCACCUGCAAGCUAAUGACGAAACUCAUUCUGGUCCUGGGCCACACUGCCUGCAUGGCUUUGUCCAGUGCCAUGUGUGUGGAGAGUUGCGCAGGGAAGGCAUCGGACGCUUUGGUCCAAGGCAUUCGUUCGGCGUCCGAUGGCUCCAAGGAAAUUUCAAUGGAAGAGGCUGUGGAACUGAAUAUCUACCACACCAUGGACUGUCUUCUGCAGUACAGUAGCUGCAUCCGAGAAAAGGUACAGACUGGAGAAUUGGAGAUCCGUGGCGCUGUGGGUGGUCCUAGUCCGUUCGACUUCACACAAAUGCUGGUAGCCCAGCAGAUUGGCAGAUUUCAGAGCCUCUCUGCCUUUGUUGACUUACUGAAGCACCUGUUUGGGCUGGCCCGUGCAUCGCUGAUGGUCGAAUAG
Messenger RNA from Cladocopium goreaui, 949 nucleotides. The record is from the annotation of a GenBank genome assembly. NCBI's taxonomy places the organism in Eukaryota, Dinophyceae, Suessiales, Symbiodiniaceae.